This is a messenger RNA of Magnusiomyces paraingens, 3753 nucleotides long. RefSeq lists its product as uncharacterized. The transcript is spliced from 2 exons. The record is from RefSeq and is a predicted model, not a curated record. The coding region runs from base 1 to 3753 and encodes 1250 amino acids. Lineage: Eukaryota; Fungi; Ascomycota; Dipodascomycetes; Dipodascales; Dipodascaceae. Gene Ontology annotation, cellular component: CURI complex; small-subunit processome; UTP-C complex. Gene Ontology annotation, biological process: tRNA export from nucleus; rRNA processing.
AUGGUUGGUAAACGUAAAAGAGAAGCAGUUUCUUUGCUAAAAGAGUCCAGUAGCAACAAUAAGGUCUCUGGAAAGCCCAUCAAUAAGAAACCAUCCUCAAAAAAGGUUACGGACGUCAGCUCCGAGCCUGAUCUGUUGACUUCUGAAGAAGAUGAUGAUGAUUCUUUGAGUGAGGACGAAGAAUCGGAUGAAGAAAAAGUGGAGGACGAAGAGGAGGGAUCAAACGGUCAUGCUCAGGAAGAUGAAAUAGAAGAAGAAAAUAAAAAGGCAGUCAAAAAUAAGGAAGUUUCAGCACAAGAUGUUCAAGCUGCUCGCGAAGCCCCAGAACUUUUUAAAUCAAGUUUGUUCAAGCUCAAGAUUGACGAAAUGCUCAAAACUGUCAAAAUUAAUGACAAGACCACCAAGAAGAUGGAAAAGAUUUUAUUCAAGCUCAACUCUCUCAUAAAAUCAAUCGCAGCAACUGAAGAACUUUCUCUUGACGAUGCCGAAGAAGUCAUUCGAAAAUCAUCCACAAAGAUUGCCAUUCCAUUUUCCAACCCCAAACCCGCUCGCGAUAUUAAAUAUUCAUUCCAAUACCUUCCUCCCGCCAGCGUCAACGUUGUAGGUGGCUUUUCAUUAAAAACCAUCAUUCGACAGCCUGAAGGAAAUGUUAUCGAUAUGAUUGUUGUCAUGCCAAAAGAUUUAAUUCAAUCAAAAGAUUAUCUGAAUUAUAGAUACCUCCACAAGCGUGCAUUUUACAUUGCCUACUUGGUCAAGGAGCUCCAGAAAAUUUCCUCACAAGAAAAACUUCCGUUUAUAUUCAGCUACAAGUAUCUUAACGAUGAUCCGUUAAAACCUGUCAUUCGAAUCACUUCUGCACAUGGCAAAUCAGACCUUCACUUUGGUAGCUCCAAGUUUAGUAUUCAUAUCCUCGUCGCUUUACCGCAAAACGCCUUUGAUUACAAGAAACUUUCUCCGGAAAAGAAUGCAAUUCGCGUCCAGCUCCCACCAUCCAAAGAAGACUUGACCAUGCCUGCAACUCCCCUCUAUAACUUUUCCAUUCUUACUGACGCAACUUACACUACUUAUAACGAGUUCCUCCACCGUGCUGUUAUCGACUGUGAAAGCUUCAAAGAUGCUUGUCAACUCGGUAGAUUAUGGUUGUUCCAACGAGGAUUUUCCAGCUCAGCUUUUGCUGGAGGUUUCGGUCACUUUGAAUGGGCCAUGCUGACGGCCAUUUUAUUAAACGGCACUAGAUCAGAUACCCACACUUUAUUAAAGGGCUACAGUAGUUAUCAACUUUUUAAGGGUGUCUUGCAAUUUCUCAGCUCGGUAGACCUUCAACAAAAUGCGCUUUCGUUUUCAGCCCAAGAAGGACAAACUUCAAAGUUUAGUGCAAAUGAAUUAGAUGUGCCUCUAGUUACAGAUCGUGAUUAUUAUACAAACAUCUUUGCAAACGUUUCCAAAUCAAGCUACAGUAUGAUCCGCCACGAGGCCUCCGUUUCCUGUGAUUUGCUUUUGGAUAACAGCAAAGAUCGAUUUGAUUUCAUUUUCCUUAGAAAAUUGUUUGUUUCUGAGCUUCGUUAUGACACUUAUUUAACUGUCGAGCUUCCUAUUCCUGACGAUGAUCUGUCUUACACACCUUUUGAAAAGAUCAAAUACCCAUCAUACAAGAGAUAUUUUGCUGAAAAGCUAUUCAGAACUUUGAGUGAUGGGUAUGUGGGUAGAGCGCAUAAUAUUCACAUCACCUACAAGGAAACACCAUACUGGGGGCUGGAAAGACGACGCAUGCAUGAGGUUAAAAAUGGAGACACUGUGAUGGUCGGUCUUCUUCUUGAUGACCACGAAUGUGAAAAGAUUUUGACUUUUGGUCCUGUUCCUGAUGAUUCUAAACAUAAGGAAGAAGCUCAAGCUUUUGCAAAAUUCUGGGGUAACAAGUCUGAGAUUAGAAAAUUUAAAGACGGCACUUUGCGGUUGGUUGUUGAAUGGAAACCUAAUCCUCAUCGCUUUAUAGUUUUCAGCAUUGCAAAGUACCUUGUGGAAGAGUACUUUGGCUCAGAGACUGCAUCAACCCUGAGUUUUGGUAAUCAGGCUCUUCUCGAUGUUUUAAAGGUUCCCAAUCUUCCCCAGGCUAACGCUCUUCGCGUUAGUGGAACCAAUUUUUUCCAGCUGAAACGUGAAUCUUUUGCUGCGGCUACGCAGCACCUUAGCGAAAUGUCGCUAGAUAUUAACAUGCUCAUUAGUAGAGUAUCUGAAGCAUCUCCUUCUUUGAGGGACUCUUCCAUCGUUGCACCUUCGCCGUUUGAUAUCGAUGGUGAUGACUGUGUUGCAUGGGGCAUCAUUGAGUUUGAAACCUCUCAAAAAUGGCCUGAAACCAUUCGCGCAGUCGAGGAAACUAAAACAGCCUUUUUAUUAAAACUGGCUGAGGCAGUCAACUCUGCUGAUAUCUACUCUGCAAGUGUAGGAACUGACCAGGGUUUGAUUAUGCCUAAUGACAAGAUUAGAUUCUUGCAACUCGUUACACCAGAUGGCUUUAUUUUCAGAUUUAGAAUCAAGACCGAAGUUGACGAAUAUUUAUAUACCGAGUUUGACAAGCUAACAAAUGCUACUUCUUACUUGGCCAAAUAUAACCGUCUUUACAGCGGGGUUAUUGUCCACACCAGAUCUAUCUUGACACUUUCCAGACGAUUCCCCUUCUAUUCAUCCGCUGUUCGUCUUCUGAAAACUUGGUUUAACAGCCAUUUACUUACAUCCCAGAUUUCUGAGGAGUUGAUUGAGCUUUUGGCUCUCAAGCCAUUCCUAGAUUCUGCACCUUAUGUUCCCCCAAGCUCUCCAUCUUCUGCUUUUUGCCGCACGUUGGAAUUUAUUGCCAACUGGAACUGGCGUGACGAGCCUUUGAUUUUGGACAUUAAGAGAAUUGCAGACAGAGAUUUGGAGAAGCAAGAAGAGGUUUUUAAUAGAGCUUCAGCAGUUGAAGGUGUGCAAAUGGAUAACUCCAAAUAUCUUCAACUCUUGGAGAGUUUUAACGUGUUAAGAAAGUCUGAUCCUUCUCUUUCUCACGCCACAAUGUUUGUUGGCACACAAGAUGACGAUACUGGUAUCAGGUGGUCACAAAAUUUUACACCCUCUACUACCAAUAUUGUUUCGACUUCUAGAAUGACAGCGCUUGCCCGUGCUGCUCUCAACCUUUUAACCAAUCCUCGAUUCACAGAAGAAGUCAAGGUUGCUCAAAUUUUCAAGCCUUCUUUGAGUGAUUACGACAUUGUACUUCAUGUUCGUGACCCGCAGUUUGGUCAAAACAGAAAUACAAAUGGAACUAGCAAUGAUGCAAGAGCUGAUGAAUCCAAGCCUCAAAAAAAGAAAAAAACUGGCGGAUACCGAAACCUUCAGCUACUCACGUCAUUCCCCUCCGGUGAUGAGUUAAUAUACAAGAUUAGUCGCCCCAUCGAGUUGUUCUACAAGGAUCUGGUUGAAAAAUACAAGGACUCUAUUAUUUUCUUCCAUGGAUCUUUGGACUGCAGCAGUGCUCCCAGUUUGAUUGCAGGUAUCUGGCAACAGGGUAUUAAUGAACCUAAGCCAUUCAAGGUCAACUUGGGCUAUUCUACUAUCCCAGUUACUGCUGUCAGUGAUGGAGGCUCUGAACGUAGUGGAGGCAAGACCAAGAAUGGUAAAGGUAGUAGUAGUAACUUGGUUGUGUUAAACAAGCAGGCUAUUAUGGAGGAAAUGGAGCAGCUUGGAGGUGAGCUGAUUGAAGAAAUUCAGUUGAAAAUGUAA